Debaryomyces fabryi is the source of this 3057-nucleotide messenger RNA. It is a transcript of the gene VPS11, whose product is annotated as tethering complex subunit. The record is from RefSeq and is a predicted model, not a curated record. The transcript has a single exon. Gene Ontology annotation, biological process: intracellular protein transport; vacuole organization; organelle fusion. Bases 1 to 3057 code for a protein of 1018 amino acids. Gene Ontology annotation, cellular component: HOPS complex; endosome. Gene Ontology annotation, molecular function: protein-macromolecule adaptor activity; protein binding. NCBI's taxonomy places the organism in Eukaryota, Fungi, Ascomycota, Pichiomycetes, Serinales, Debaryomycetaceae.
AUGUCCUUACCUUCAUCAUGGAGGCAAUUUCAAUUAUUUGAUGUUACGCCAAUAAAGGAUCCCAAUUAUGGUAGUGAAAAUCCAUUAUAUUCUGAUCAUUCUUUAUCAGCUAUCACUUCCACAGCAUCUUAUUUAGUCAUUGCCACUAAGAAUUCAUUCAUAAAAUUAAUCUCUAAGGAGUUUUCUUUGUUAAAAACAUUUAUUGCAUAUGAUCUUGAUUACAGGAUUGGGUACAUAAAAGCGUUACCAGGUUCCAAUUUACUUGUGACUUUAGCUGAGAGACAAGGAUCGCCGUCUAUAUUAAAGUUAUGGGACUUAAACAAACUUCUUCAGUUACCUGACGAAAAUAGCGAUGAAGAUGAAUCGCUAAAGCAUAAAUAUCAGACACAAGUGAAUAUCCAUAACGGAGAUAAUUCGUUUCCCAUAAGUUGUUUCCAAUUCAAUGACGACUUAACCUGUGUGGCGAUAGGAUAUACUAACGGUAAAGUGAUUCUCAUCCGAGGAGAUUUGAUACGUGAUAGAGGCUCUAAACAAAGACUAAUUUAUGAGACUAAUGAUCCGAUUACUGGGAUACAAUUCAAUAAAUAUCAAGACGUAUUGUACAUUACUACCACUUCCAAGAUUUUGACAGUGCUAACUACAGGACGAAAUCAUGGAAAACCAAAUAGAUUACUUUCCAAACGGACUGGGGUUGAUUUAAAUUGUUCUGAUAUAGAUGUCAAGUCACAACAAUUGAUUGUGGGUACAAAAGAUUCAAUAAGAUAUUAUAGCCAUUUGAACAAAAGUCAUACUUUGGCAUUUGAAAUACCAAAGAAAAGCAUAUUUAAGUACAAAAAAAAUUAUUUGCUAAUUGUUUCGCCAAUAGAAGAACAAACUAAGAAUAAUACGUCGGAUGUAAGCAGCAAAGCAAUUACUAGAAUUUUGAUAAUAGAUUUAUACAACAAGCAUAUAUUCUUCAGUCUUACCAUUCCAAAUAAUACAAUUGACUAUAUUUUUACAAUGUGGGAUGACCUUUAUAUGCUAAGCAAUGAUGGAGUUUUGUAUAAGUUACAUGAAAGACCUAUCAACCAACAGAUAGAAUUGAUUCUCCAACGAUCUUUGUUCAACAUUGCGUAUGAUUUGGCAACCCAAGCAAAUUUAUCUAAUGAUAUGUUACUUAAAAUUCAAUUAUUAUAUGGUGACCAUUUAUAUGAUAAGUCAGAGUUUGAAGAAUCGAUUGAUGCUUACAUUAAAUGUUUAACACUUUACGAAAAAAAUGACUCGCUGGAUGCGAAUAAGGGUGAUGAUAAUAUAGACGACUUCAUCAUGACUGUUAUAACAAAAUUUAAGGAUGUAUCAAAUAUUAAUAACUUGAUUAAGUUCUUAUAUAAACUAUAUGAAUUGAAACUAGCUAAUAACGAUCACCUUACCUUAUUAUUGUGUUGCUAUUGUAAAAUGAAAAUGAUAACAGACCUUGAUAAUUUUAUUAAUGAACUUGAUUUAACUGAGAAUACCUCUAAUAAAGAAGAUCUGUCAAAAGUAAACUUGCAAGAACUCAACUUUCAACUUAUCAUAAACUUAUUUAAAGAGUGUGGAUACUUUACACAAGCAAUUGAAUUAUUACAUAAACUUAACCAGCCAAGUCAUAUAGUUGGAAUACAACUAAAUGAUAUGCACCAACCAAAGCAAUGUUUGGACUACAUGAAAAGUUUAGCAAUUGAUGAAUUAUUGUUAAUCCUAAUUGAUCACUCUAAAUCUUUAUUAGAUAGUUUACCUAUUGAAACUACUGAGUUGUUGAUUAAUGUUUUUACUGGUAAAUAUAUUCCUCGGGAACAACCAGAUGGGCCAGUUAACUUAAAGACUAGGGUCCUGGAUACGACAAAUAUCAAUAGUGACGAAGUCGCAUUCCCAUUAAACAGUUAUAAAGCAUUCCUUGCCUAUAUAGCAGGCUCCUCUUCCGAUAAGGCAGAUUCAGAAGAAUCGAGUGUUGCAACUAAUCCCCACUCAGAACCGACAUAUUUACCUCCGAAGCCUAGUUUGAUUUUCCCUUCUUACAUCAAUAACCCAAACGAGUUUGUCAUAUUCUUGGAAGCAUGCAUUGAAACAUUUGAAAAAUAUCAAGGUAAUAUUAAUGAUAAGAAAGAUCUAUUAAUUACUCUAUUGGAAAUGUAUCUUUCAUUAUCCAAGUCGAAUAGUGAGAAAAACUCGUGGCUCUCCAAAGCGAAGGAAUUAGUUAGAACGUAUUCAUCUUUAUUGAAUAAAUCUUCGCUAUUACUUAUAUCUCACAUAUAUGAUUUUAAAGAAGGUGAAAUUGCUGCAAAGCAGCAAUCUGGUUUCGAGGAAAGUUUAUUUAGAACUUCACAAUCUUCAGGUGACGUUGAGGGUUGUUUCGAGAUUGUGCGUAAGUAUGGAGAAAGUAAACCUGAGUUAUAUAAGCAAACCUUAAAAUUUGUUGUUUCAAAAAAAGAGGUAUUUGACAAAGUUGAUGCAAAGGACAUCCAGUUCAUUCUAAGCCGCAUAAAAGCCUUAAAGCUAGCUACUCCUUUGGAAGUGAUACAAAUUUUAAGUGUUACUGAAUUUGCAACGAUAGGAUUAAUUAAGGAUUACUUGAUCGAGUAUAUUGAUACUCAAAAACAAGAAAUUUCGAAUAAUGUUAAAUUAAUUCAAUCAUACGAGAAAGAAUCGACUAAAAAUACCCACAAACUAACGGAGUUGACCUCCAAGCCGUUUGUUAUUCAAAACAACAAAUGCUCUUCUUGUAAGAUGAAGUUAGAUUUUCCAAUUGUUCAUUUUAAGUGCAAGCAUUCGUAUCAUCAACGCUGUUUAGAUGAAAACAAAUUCAUUUCUUCUACCGCAGAUUUGGACGGUCUUGAUGUCACUACACGUUGUUGUCCAUUAUGUAUCAAUGAUCUUGAACUGGCACAUUCGGCUAGGGCUGAUCAAUUACGGACUAAAGACGACAUUGAAUUAUUUGAGCAAACCUUGAAUGAAGCACCUGACCGUUUUAAAGUCAUCACGAACUACUUGGGUAAGGGUGUAAUGGAAAACGGCCCGACCACCUUGUUGGAAACAGAAUAA